Molecule: messenger RNA, 1095 nt
Organism: Yamadazyma jaroonii
Lineage: Eukaryota; Fungi; Ascomycota; Pichiomycetes; Serinales; Debaryomycetaceae
Source: the annotation of a GenBank genome assembly
AUGAGUUUACCUACAAAAAGCACCUUAGUUGCUGUUAACGAACCACCAACUUACGAAAUCAAUGCCACUUUUGAUCAACCUGAAUCAACUUUCAAAAUUGUCGAAAAAGAAAUCGGGGAAUUACAAGAUGGUCAACUUUUAGUUAAAAAUUUAUACUUAUCCAACGAUCCUACCCAAAGAGGAUGGAUCACCAAAAACCCAAACAGAGAAGCUAUGUAUGUUGAACCAAUUGGUGCCAACGAUAUCAUGAGAUCUUAUGGUUUAGUUGAAGUUUUAGAUUCUAAAUCUGAAACUCACAAAGUUGGUGAUAUCUACAUGGGUACCACCUACUGGGGUGAUAACGUUGUUGUUCCAGCUUUAUUCUUAUCCCUUAAAGUCGAUAAAUCCGUUCCAUUACCAUUAACUGCUUAUGUUGAUUGGGUUGGUGGUACUGGCUUAACUGCUUAUUUCGGUUUAUACGAUGUUGCUCAAUUAAAGAAAGAAGAUGUCUUAGUUGUUUCAGGAGCUGCUGGUGCCACUGGUGCCAUGGUCGUUCAAAUUGCCAAACAUCUUAUUGGUGCUAAAAAGAUUAUUGGUAUUGCCGGUGGUCAAGAAAAAUGUGAUUUUGUUAAAUCUAUCGGUGCUGAUGAAUGUGUUGAUUACAGAUCAAAAGAUUUCUCCGGUGACAUGAAAAAAGCUUUAGGUGAAGAUCAAGAAUGUGAUGUCUACUUUGAUGGUGUUGGUGGAGAAAUCUUAGAUCAAAUGUUUUCAUUUGUCAAAAGAAGAACCGGUGUUGUUGUUGCUUGUGGUGCCAUCGCUGGUUAUAAUGAUAGCUCUAAAUUAUGGGUUAAAAACUGGGGUCAUAUCAUCACCAGAAGAUUAAAUGUUAAAGGUUUCAUUGUUACCGAUUACUUAGGUGAAGCUCAAAAAGCCAUCCAAGCUAUUGUUGGUGGUGUUAAAGCCGGUAAAAUCAAAGUUGAUAACACUCUUCAUUUAGAAGAUCUUUCAAAAGAAUCAGAACCUCUUAAACAAUUACCAACCAUCUACAACAAAUUAUUUAAUGGUGAAAAGAAAGCUGGUAAAUUAUUAACCAAAUUAGCUGACCCAAUCAAUUAG